Molecule: messenger RNA, 2586 nt
Organism: Fusarium poae
Lineage: Eukaryota; Fungi; Ascomycota; Sordariomycetes; Hypocreales; Nectriaceae
Exons: 3
Coding region: 1-2586 (861 amino acids)
Source: RefSeq, a predicted model, not a curated record
AUGUAUCAACCACCAUAUCUGCAAAAUCAAGAGUGGCAGCCUCAGCAACCCACGUACGAGUACAAGCCCGUCACAGCACAAGAAGUCUACCCUGUCGAAGCAAAUUCAGGUCAUCCAGACAAGAAACAACGAGAAAGGCCUGACUACCGACCCAUUCCUUUACGAUGGCCUUUUAUCAGCGCUCUCAUCCUCGUGCUUCUGGCACUGAUGGGGUUGGUCAUAUAUGCUGUACGCACCCUGGACGGAACCGAUACCACAACAAGGCUCGAGAACAGAUCAUUCCAAAUCACAAAUGACAAUUCCUUCUUUGUAAAAAGACAGGACAUUAUCAGUCAAGAUGCUGUGCCAGAUGCAACGGCCGCUGCUGAAGUAGAACCCGAAACAGCAGCCAACCCUGACCCCGAGGAAACAGGUGUUUCCGAGUCUGAGCCCGCAGACAAUACCUUAGGUACUGGCGAUGGCGAGAGCGGCACUCUGACGACUGCCCUUGUGGAAGAACUCUUCACGACCAUGGUAACCAAACCGGGCUCGCUUGAAGUGACAUCCAUCACAGAAACCAUCACUGAGACGGGCGAGAUCACACGCACAUUGGUGGAAACUAUUCCAGGAACUACAUAUGUCACAUCAUCCGAAGUGCCUGUGGAAGAUAUUCCCACAUCGGCUGGAGAUGGUGGUGCGCCAACCAACGCGUAUGUCCCAGUCACCGUGACAGAAGCUGCGCAAACGAAGACGAGCAUCACUGUUAUGGAAAGCGGCGUGGUUCGCACAACUGUCAAGGAGACCACGCGUACUGGACCCCCGAUUGUAUACGCUUCUGUGGGAACGACGACAAUUUACUCUGUCCUCACUCUCGACUCAAAGGGGAAAAUUGCAGAACCUCCCGUCACAAAGUAUCGAACGAGCCAAGUCGAGGCCACUGUCAAGACGAUUGUCGAUGCGCCACCGCCAGUAACAAUGGUUCAGACACUUCCUGAUGGCCAGGUUAUUACCUCGGUGUCUACACCACUUGGUACCACACGGGUUACGACCAUGCCUCCAACGCAGGUUGUCAUCACCGACGUUUCCACGCCUACUGGUGGUACUCGUAUCGUCGUCGAGGCUACGACACAUACUCUCACGCAAUCGGAUUAUUUUAUAGGAAAAUUCCUUCCGCCUAUCCUUGCUGUGCUUCUCGCCAUGGGUAUUCGUGCCCUAAAUCAAGCUGCUCAACAAUACCAACCAUUUGCUGCACUCACCAGAGAAGGCGGUGCGUUGGGCCGUGAGGCUUUGCUUCUUAGCUUUGAUGGUUGGCAGAGUAUCUACCUCCCAUUCAAACUUCUUUUUAAUGGCCAGUCUCUUCCCUUCCUAACAGCUUUAGCCCUGUGGUCAUCGAGUUUUGUAGCGCCUCUGUCCAGUGAAGCCAUCGGUCUCAAGAUUUAUGGUCGCUGUAGCAAGGGGGCCAUUGACGGCUGUGCUCUUGAGCUCGGUGUCUCUAACAAUGCGGCCUAUGCCCUUGUUGGUCUCUUGGGUGCACUCGCCAUUCUUCUGGCUUUCACACUGAGUGUUAUCAGCCGUCAUUGGCGCACUGGCGUGUAUGCAAACCCGUGGUGUGCGGUCAACACGGCAGCUCUUGUUGCUCGGAACCCGGAUAUUCGAUCCAUGGGGGCCAGUGACUGGAAAGAUCUCAAGGGCUCUAUCACCGAGAAGAGGUUCGCCAUGGGUUGGUUCCGCAACCAAGACGGACGAGACGAAUAUGGCGUUGUUGUCGUCGGAGAUGUUGAUCGUCCCGUCGCAGCGCCAUAUACCAAUACGCCAUAUACUGAAGGCAUGGCCUAUCGCCCACAGACACGCCAUAGAGCUCCCCAGACGUUUAUGGCUUUGAGCUUCUGGUACCGCUUCACGUUUCUUGUGUUUUUGAUCUGUCUUCUUGGCUUUGUUGGGUAUUACCACUUUGUUGAUACCUUUGGCAAGCUGCCUGAGAACAUGAAGAAGCUUAUGGAGAGUCAGGACUUUGGUGUGCGCUUUGUCUACUCCGCCCUUGGUGUUAUCGUUAUCUUUUGCUGGGAGUUCCUAUUUACCAGUGUUGCUGUCAUCACACCCUACCGCCGUAUGGCUGAAGACCCUCAAGUACCGACGCGGUCAGUCUUGAUGACACCAGCAACCAAUCCGGUUUCGGGUGUGUUUGUUGCACUACGGAUUCGAGAUCCUCUCCUCUUUUUUACGGCCUUCACCACUGUCCUCGCACAAUUUCUCCCAAUUUUGCUCGCCAAUGUUCCGUACAACCGCACCCAAACAAGCGAUGCCCACGAGAUAUGCUCUCGUCUCAGCAUUGGUAUCUUGCUUGUCAUGGUUGUUGCCAUGCUGUCCAGUCUGUUGGUGAAAUGGCCAGACUUGCCUGUUGAUCCCAGUAGUCUAGCAGGAGCACUGUGGUAUGUUUCCGAUGCGCCGUGGGUUAGAGGUCUUGAGGGCGUCGCGGCCAUGAGUGCAAAUAAACGUAAGAAUGCCGUGCAGGGUCUUGGAGGAAGAUGGACAUAUGGACCCAUUCAUACGUCUAUGGGAGAGCGUAUGUGUAUUGAACAUGGAACGACAGGAUUCAGAGUAGAAUAA